This is a messenger RNA of Dama dama (fallow deer), 1867 nucleotides long. RefSeq names its product G protein-coupled receptor 12 (gene GPR12). Gene Ontology annotation, biological process: G protein-coupled receptor signaling pathway. Lineage: Eukaryota; Metazoa; Chordata; Mammalia; Artiodactyla; Cervidae. Bases 1 to 1005 code for a protein of 334 amino acids. The transcript has a single exon. Gene Ontology annotation, cellular component: membrane. Gene Ontology annotation, molecular function: G protein-coupled receptor activity. The record is from RefSeq and is a predicted model, not a curated record.
AUGAAUGAAGACCUGAAGGUCAAUGUAAGCGGGCUGCCUCGGGAGUUUGUAGAUGCCGGUGCCUCCGGGAACAUCUCUGCCGAGGUCUCCUCCCAGGUCCCUGUCCUGCAGCCGGAGCCGGACCUGGUGGUUAACCCCUGGGACAUUGUCUUAUGUACCUCGGGAACCCUCAUCUCCUGCGAAAAUGCCAUCGUGGUCCUUAUCAUCUUCCACAAUCCCAGCCUGCGGGCACCCAUGUUUCUGCUGAUAGGCAGCCUGGCGCUUGCAGACCUGCUGGCUGGCAUCGGACUCAUCGUCAAUUUCGUGUUUGCCUACCUGCUUCAGUCAGAGGCCACCAAGCUGAUCACCAUUGGACUCAUCGUGGCCUCUUUCUCUGCCUCCGUCUGCAGCUUGCUGGCCAUCACGGUUGACCGCUACCUCUCCUUGUAUUACGCCCUGACCUACCACUCAGAGAGGACGGUCACGUUUACCUACGUCAUGCUCUUCAUGCUCUGGGGGACCUCCAUCUGCCUGGGCCUGCUGCCGGUCCUGGGCUGGAACUGCCUGCGGGACGAGUCCACUUGCAGCGUGGUCAGGCCCCUUACCAAGAACAACGCCGCCAUCCUGUCCGUCUCCUUCCUCUUCACCUUCGCACUCAUGCUGCAGCUGUACAUCCAGAUCUGUAAGAUUGUCAUGCGACACGCCCAUCAGAUCGCCCUGCAGCACCACUUCCUGGCCACCUCGCACUACGUGACCACCCGAAAGGGGGUCUCCACCCUGGCCAUCAUCCUGGGGACCUUUGCUGCUUGCUGGAUGCCUUUCACCCUCUACUCCUUGAUCGCUGAUUACACCUACCCCUCCAUCUACACCUAUGCCACCCUCCUGCCCGCCACCUACAACUCCAUCAUCAACCCCGUCAUAUAUGCAUUCAGAAACCAGGAGAUCCAGAAGGCCCUCUGCCUCGUGUGCUGCGGCUGCAUCCCGCCUGGCCUGUCCCAGAGAGCGCGGUCACCCAGCGACGUGUAGCAGGCUCUCCACCUAGGAGGAGCCUGCGGGAAUUUACCAAGCACUCCCACUGCCUGGCCAGACCGUUGAGAUGCACUCCUUCCAUCCUUUCUGCUGGAGUCUCUCUCGAGCCACAGGAGCACUUUGAAGCAUUCACUUAGAUGAGUUAAGUGCUUGAAGUGAAAAUAAUUUCACCAGUGUUUUCACCUUUUUAAAAGCAAUUGAGUUCUUUGCUCAAUAUUAUUUUGUUUUGUUUGGGAUGGGUUUCUUUUUUUUUUAAGUAUUUUAUUUGAAGGCGGGGCUUAUGCUUUUUUGUUGUUUGGAGGAUUGAUAUUGUCAGGGGAAAGGAAGGAGUGUAACAUGGCCAUGAAAUUAUGGAAGGUAAACUGGUUCCAGAGUUUUUACCUGGACUUUAAAAUAAAACUGAAUUAUUGAGGAAAUUGAAGAAAGUACUUUUUCCAGACCUUCUUUUUUAAAACUUCAAGGUAGAUUUUUUUUUAAUGCUGCAUGGAUCUAACAGAAUACAAUCACCCUGAAGCCAAUAGUCUAUGUGAUUAUGUUAUGGAUUUUCUUAACAUGAACUGAUUUUAUUCAUGUGAACUCAGUCGUGAGUUACCAACACUGAAACCAUAAACUCAUUUUUAUUCAUUCUUUCUUUACUUUCAGCAGUUGCUGUUGACAAGAGUUAUUUUGGCAUUUCUAUGACUGUUGUUAACUCUUUCUGCAUGGCUGCCUGUGUCAGCUAGACCACUAGUUUCAAAUGUUGCCAUGUAAAUCCAGAACCAGAUGAGUCACUCUUCAAUACAGUUUUUCAAUAUGACCUUCUAAAAUGAAAUAUGAAAUGUGUUGUGAUUUACGUACAAAGUAGGACUGAUUAGGUAUA